GCGGCUCUUUUCACCCCACUUCGCCCGCCCCGCGCUCCUCCACCACGUCGUUCAGCAAACAUUCACACCCGGGAAAUUGACCCGUCUCUCUUCUGCCCGUCGGCUGCUCUGUACACCCUCUACGACACACGACAUUGAUGACGAUAUGGGCAAGGAAGACAAGUCCAAGAACUUCAACCUGAAGGUGCCUAAGGGCACACGCGACUGGACCGGCGAGGAUGCGGCCCUCCGCGAUCGUCUCUUCGAGAAGGCGACUGCAGUCUUCAAACGCCACGGCGCCACGACGCUCGACACGCCCGUCUUCGAACUCCGGGACAUCUUGAGCGGCAAAUAUGGAGAAGACUCGAAGUUGAUCUACGACCUGCAAGACCAGGGUGGAGAGCUAUGCUCGCUGCGCUACGAUUUGACUGUCCCGCUGGCGCGUUGGCUCGCCAUGAACCCCAGCGUGCAGAGCUUCAAACGCUACCAGAUCGCCAAAGUGUACCGCCGGGAUCAGCCUGCCAUGACAAAGGGCCGCAUGCGCGAGUUCUACCAGUGUGAUUUUGACAUUGCAGGCUCCUACGACGCUAUGAUUCCCGACGCUGAAGUCCUGAAGAUUGCGACUGACGUCUUCGAUACGCUUGGCUGGGAGUCAUAUACGAUCAAGAUCAACCACCGCAAAAUUCUGGAUGGAAUUUUCAAGGCUGCCGGCGUGCCAGAAGACCUCAUACGGCCAAUCAGCUCCGCUGUGGACAAGCUAGACAAAUUGCCUUGGGCCGAGGUGAAGACAGAGAUGGAAACCAAGGGGUUAGCGGCAGAUAUCGCAGACAAGAUUGGCGGUUGGGUACAGCGCAGGGGCGGCGACGAUAUCAUCGAAUUCCUCAAAUCGGACGAAGCGCUUUCAAAGUCGGAAGAUGUCAUUGAGGGCGUCAAGGACAUGGAACUACUGUUUGCCUACCUCGACGCUUUUGGCGCCAGAAAACACAUAUCGUUCGAUCUCUCGCUGGCCAGAGGGUUGGACUACUACACAGGCGUCAUCUACGAAAUUGUCACAGAAGGCUCUGCCCCUCGCGUGCAGGGCAAGCAGCAAGAAAUCGGCGUGGGAAGCGUGGCAGCCGGAGGUCGCUACGACAAGCUAGUGGGCAUGUUCAGCGGCAAGCCGAUUCCGUGCGUUGGCAUUUCGUUUGGAAUCGACCGAAUCAUCAGCAUCAUGAAGGCCAACGGGCAAUCGACCGAGCGCGCAAAAGACGUCGAUGCGUUUGUCAUGGCGUUUGGCGGCAAGGGCUUCACGGGUAUGCUGACGGAGCGCAUGCAGGUUGCUCAGGAGCUGUGGGCUGCUGGCAUCAAGGCGGAGUUCUCGUACAAGUUGAAGCCUAAGCUUCCUCAGCAGUUCAAGCAGGCGGAGUCGGCGGGUGUUCCGCUUGCUGUUAUCCUUGGCGAGGAAGAGCUCAAGGACGGGAAGGUGAAAAUUAAGGUCUUGGGUAUCAAGGAUGAGAACGAUCCUGAGAAGGACGGCGUGUUGGUGGAUAGGAGCAGCAUGGUGGAGGAGAUUAAAAAGAGGCUGCCAGAGGCCGUUUGAUGGUCAAGCUGCUCUGGUCAUAUGACGUAUGGAUGGACAAAAAA
Molecule: messenger RNA, 1602 nt
Organism: Dothidotthia symphoricarpi CBS 119687
Lineage: Eukaryota; Fungi; Ascomycota; Dothideomycetes; Pleosporales; Dothidotthiaceae
Product: histidyl-tRNA synthetase
Exons: 3
Coding region: 146-1558 (470 amino acids)
Biological process (GO): mitochondrial translation; histidyl-tRNA aminoacylation
Cellular component (GO): cytoplasm; mitochondrion
Molecular function (GO): ATP binding; histidine-tRNA ligase activity
Source: RefSeq, a predicted model, not a curated record